Molecule: messenger RNA, 285 nt
Organism: Marmota monax (woodchuck)
Lineage: Eukaryota; Metazoa; Chordata; Mammalia; Rodentia; Sciuridae
Product: large ribosomal subunit protein P1-like
Exons: 2
Coding region: 1-285 (94 amino acids)
Biological process (GO): cytoplasmic translation
Cellular component (GO): cytosolic large ribosomal subunit
Molecular function (GO): ribonucleoprotein complex binding; structural constituent of ribosome; protein kinase activator activity
Source: RefSeq, a predicted model, not a curated record
AUGGCCUCUGUAUCUGGCCUGUCCUGUUUAUACUCUGUCCUCAUCCAGCAUGACAACAAGGUGACCAUCAUGGAGGAUAAAAUCAAUGCCUUGGCCAAUGUUAACACUGGGAGCCUCAUUUGCAACACAGGUGCUGGUGGGCCUGCUCCAACAGCUGGUGUGGCAACAGCAGGAGGUCCUGUCCCCAUCACCACAGCUUCCUCAGCUGAGGAGAAGAAAAUGCAAGCAAAGAAGGAAGAAUCUGAGGAGCCCAAUGAUUACAUGGGAUUUGGUCUUUUUGACUAA